Messenger RNA from Aaosphaeria arxii CBS 175.79, 942 nucleotides. RefSeq lists its product as uncharacterized. Bases 44 to 532 code for a protein of 162 amino acids. The record is from RefSeq and is a predicted model, not a curated record. Lineage: Eukaryota; Fungi; Ascomycota; Dothideomycetes; Pleosporales. The transcript has a single exon.
UAUCAAAUACUCUAAUUGAUACAAUCAAAUCCCGUCUCUUACGAUGAUCGCCACCGGCGGGUUAAUCCUUCUCGGAGCGCUUCUCCCAGCACUGUCGUCUGCAUCUCCAAUUGUCGCUGCGGGCUCCAAGCACAACGUCUAUCUCGUCAAAUGCCAAUGGAGCGACUGCGACAUCUUCUGCGAUCCCGAUGAUGUUGCCUUGACUGCAGCUGCGUACUUCAGCGGCGGACCUGUUCCCGAAGGAACCACUCGAGCUGUAACGCCAACAAGACUAGGUCGGGUCAGUGGUCAAUGGGAGGGAACCACCAAGAGCGUUCGACUUGGAACCGAUGGAACAUUCAAAGCGACAAUCCCGACGAGUGCUCGAACGGCGAAGAAGGGUGAAAUCGUAGGAGACGCAACACUAGGAGAUGAGCCUUUUGUGUGCUUCAAGGAUGGAUCAUCUCAAAUCCCCCUUCGAUACGACGGCGAAACCUAUACCUGCACGACAGACUAUUGGUGUCCAAGCAUCAGCGUUGGCGAGACAGCUUGAUACGAGAAGGCCUAGGAGAUGAAUGGAAUUUCCUCGGAAGAAGAGCAUUGUGAAUAAAAGAUUGUACAUGAUGUAUUCAUUAGCUUGUGCUUGGUGUUGUAUCAAAAAAAGAGAAAUUAAAGUGCUGUUACGGCCUUUCCUGUUCAUCAUGGUGACCUCGUAGGUAUACAUGUACCGAUGUGAUAAGACGAUAUUUGAAGAACACAUAUCUCUUACGGCUGUAACAUAAAUUCCACCGUAGGUUCCGACAAACUGCUAGCUAUGACAACAGGCCAGAAUGUCUAUAUGAAGAGCUCAGUUGCCAUAUUAAUUAUCGAUCAGAUAAAAAUAGCGCAUAGGCUAGAUCAGCGACCAUAUAUUGCAGUAUGAAGAAAAGUAGCCGUAGUUGUAGGUUAGAUAUACUCUAUGCG